UCGAUUUCUACAAGGAACUGACAAGUUGACAACUUCCACUCCCAUUUACGUAGGUUUUUCAGUUUCGCUCUGAACCUGUUUGCUGAAAGUCCAGAAAGAAAGAAAGAAAGAAAGAAAAUGGCUGUUCUAUCAGGAUCAGUGGCCAUGGUUAAGAUUCCAGAGAUUCAAUUUCUUUCAGGUUCUUUAUCAAAACCAAUGGAUAAAUGCUUCUUGAAAAUCAGCUCUAGUGAAUGCUUUCCAGGUUCCUCUGUUAGGGCUAAAGCAACGCAUAAGCUACCACUUGUAGUACGAGCAAGUGGAGAUGGUGGAAGACAAAAUAGUGGAAAUAUCUUUGUUGGUGGCUUUGUAUUGGGAGGACUGGUUGUUGGAGCAUUAGGCUGUCUAUAUGCACCUCAGAUAAGCAGGGCACUAGCUGCAGCUGACAGUACAGAAAUCAUGAAGAAACUUCCGAAAUUUAUGUACGAUGAAGAAAAAGCUCUUGAGAGGACCCGCAAGGUGCUGUCGGAGAAAAUAGCCGAGCUGAAUUCUGCCAUUGAUGGUGUUUCUGCACAGUUGAGGUCAGAUGAACCCACGGAAACAGACGGCUACGUCGCAAGGUCAGAGGAAGUCGAAUCAUCUGUAUAAUGGAUGAAUUAUUAGUGAUUAGACCAUAUAUUAUUAGAUUUAAUCACAAACUAUCGUAUUCUUUUAAUGAUCUCGAAACUUUAUCAUCAAGUACUGGAUUUUAAUGUUUUAUUAGUGAAUUUUGCUUAUCAUAAUCAAGUAAUCAACUAUUUCUUUUC
Arachis duranensis is the source of this 782-nucleotide messenger RNA. RefSeq lists its product as uncharacterized. The coding region runs from base 118 to 624 and encodes 168 amino acids. The record is from RefSeq and is a predicted model, not a curated record. Gene Ontology annotation, cellular component: chloroplast thylakoid membrane; chloroplast inner membrane. The transcript is spliced from 5 exons. Lineage: Eukaryota; Viridiplantae; Streptophyta; Magnoliopsida; Fabales; Fabaceae.